AUGCCGGCCAUGAGUAACCUCAAGCCUGCCAUCUUUGCUGCCGGCAGCUUGUUCAUGCUGGCAGUGCUCUAUCUGCUGCUUAGGGAAGAAGUGGAGGAAGAGAACGGCUCCACUUCAGACAGCAAGGACCCGAAGCUGUUGCUCAAGGAGGUGCUGACUCAGCUGCUGGACGUGGAGCGGCGGGCAAAGAAAGUGGUGGAGGCGCUUGUCAAAGAUUUGCUGGCUGGCAAGGACAUUUCUAUGGCCGAAGCCUACCAGCGGGUAGACGCAUGUGAGCUCGUCGACCCACUGGAGAAGCAAGGACUUAGCAUCCAGGAGUUUGAGGCGAUGGUGGCAGCAUCGCAAAACGACCCUUUCGUCAUGGAGUCAAUGGUACGGCUUUCGGGACAGCACCCAGAUGACCUGAAGCCAGGCAGGGACCUGGAAGCCUCGAAGAUCUUGGAAAUGAAGGAGUUUGCGCUGGAGGAGCUGGAGAAGCUCGUGACCAGCUUGUUAAAAGAGCCAGAUGCGUCCUCAAAGGAUUUCAAAGCGGCAACAGUUGCUCUCAAGGCCCUCGUGCACGCCAAAGUGGAGAAGGCUCACGGGAUCGCGGCAGAUGAGGUUGAGACAGCAGCCGUGAUGAAGCAGGAGGAGCUUCUCAGCAAUCCCAAGUUUGUCGAAAUCUUGAAGCGCCAGCAAGUAGCCAUGCAGAAGUUGAUGAGCACCUUGAGCAGCACUUUGAUCGAAAUAUCUUUCAGCCUUCAAGUGUCUCCAACGUCAUCGAGGUUUCUUUUGCAGGCUGAGCCUUAG
Messenger RNA from Symbiodinium pilosum, 789 nucleotides. The record is from the annotation of a GenBank genome assembly. NCBI's taxonomy places the organism in Eukaryota, Dinophyceae, Suessiales, Symbiodiniaceae.